Messenger RNA from Choloepus didactylus (southern two-toed sloth), 7213 nucleotides. It is a transcript of the gene SERPINA10, whose product is annotated as serpin family A member 10. NCBI's taxonomy places the organism in Eukaryota, Metazoa, Chordata, Mammalia, Pilosa, Megalonychidae. The record is from RefSeq and is a predicted model, not a curated record. Gene Ontology annotation, molecular function: serine-type endopeptidase inhibitor activity. Gene Ontology annotation, biological process: blood coagulation; negative regulation of endopeptidase activity. The coding region runs from base 147 to 1535 and encodes 462 amino acids. The transcript has 5 exons.
CAAAUAUUUGCUGGAAAUGUUCAGCUACAAACCUAACCUUCUGUCUUUGCUCUGAAUGAAGGAUCUUCCCAGGCACCAGAGGGGACACCACUGAGGAAGUCUUGUUGCUGAGGAGCUGUGAUCCUUUGGCCUCCACAGCUGGUGAGAUGAAGCUGGUGUUGAGCCUCCUGCUCUCUGUCCUCCUAGCGGAGGUGUGGCUGCUGCCCGCCAUGGCCCCAGAUCCUCAGCCGCCAGCGGCUGAGGCAGGGACCCCAACUCCGAAGACCCACCUUCCCCAUCACAUUCCCCAGAACCAGACGGGUGCUGGGGUCCAGCCUCCCCAGGAGGAGGAGGAAGAGGAGGGAGAGGAGGGACAGGCAGAGGAAGAGGAGGAGCAGGAGGAGGAGCCCUGGCUGGUGGCCAGCGGGCAGGAGCUCUCCAAAGAGACUUCGAACUUUGGGUUCAGCUUGCUGCGCAAGCUCUCCAUGAGACACGAAGGCAACGUGGUCUUCUCCCCGUUCAGCCUGUCCUUUGCCAUGGCGGCCUUGAUGCUGGGGGCCAAAGGGCAGACCAAAGCGCAGAUCGUGAGCGGGCUCCACCUGCAGCACCUGCAGCCCCCAAACGGGACCGAGCCCAUGCUCCUGCCCUCCCUCUUUAAGCAACUCAAAGAGACCCUCUCCCACAACUGGGAGCUGGGCCUCACCCAGGGGAGUUUUGCCUUCAUCAACAAGGAUUUUGAUGUCAACGAGACCUUCCUCAAUUUAUCGAAGAGGUAUUUCGAUACAGAGUGUGUGCCCAUGAAUUUUCGCAAUGCCUCACAGGCCAAAGGGCUCAUGAAUCAUUACAUUAACAAAGAGACUCAGGGGAAAAUUCCCAAACUCUUUGAUGAAAUUAAUCCUGAAACCAAACUAAUUCUUGUGGAUUACAUCUUGUUCAAAGGGAAAUGGCUGAUCCCAUUUGACCCUGUCUUCACCGAAGCCGACACUUUCCACCUGGACAAGUACAAGGCAGUUAAGGUACCAAUGAUGUACAGGGCCGGCAAGUUUGCCUCCACCUUUGAUAAGAAUUUUCGUUGCCACAUCCUCAAACUGCCCUACCGAGGAAAGGCCACCAUGCUGGUGGUCCUCAUGGAGAAAAUGGGUGAUCACCUAGCCCUUGAAGACUACCUCACCACAGACCUGGUGGAGACAUGGCUCAGAAACAUGAAAACCAGAAAAAUGGAAGUUUUCUUUCCAAAGUUCAAGCUAGAUCAGAAAUAUGAGAUGCAUGAGCUGCUGAAGCAGGUGGGAAUCAGAAGAAUCUUCUCACCUUGGGCUGACCUUAGUGAACUCUCAGUUACUGCAAGAAAUCUUAAAUUAUCCAAGGUUUUACAAAGAGCAGUGGUUGAAGUUGAUGAAAAAGGAACUGAGGCAAUGGCAGGAACUCUGUCAGAAAUGAUUGCUUAUUCCAUGCCUCCCAUCAUCAAAGUGGAUCGGCCAUUUCAUUUCAUGAUCUAUGAAGAAACCUCUAGGAUUCUUCUAUUUCUGGGCAGGGUGGUAAAUCCAACUCUUCUAUGAUUCUCGACAUGCAUAAGUACUUAAUGCUAUAGGAGAUGCUGAAUCUAUGGUAUCUGAAUCCACACAGGAUAUUGGCACUGGAUGGCAGAGGAGGAAAGUGUCUUCUCUCAUAGUUGGGGAUGUUCUUAGAUAAAUUCAAGUAUGAAAAUGAUCUAUAUUUAAUGAGAUGUUUGUGUAAUCUGCCUGGUAUUUUAUGCCUAUUUCCUAGAGCCUUUGUUCUCUGAUUGAAGACUAGCUAGGUGGAAGUCCUCUACCUUUGUCUUUUGCUCACAUAUCUGGACCUAAAAAAGAGUAGAUCAGAAUAUUAUUUCAAGAUAAAGCCUUUAGGAGGAAGACAUGCAUACAUUCUUUUGAGUCACUUGCUUGUUUCUCAUCUCUCUGGUACAAAAAAAAGAGAGGUGUUUAUUUUCAUCUAUUUCAGAAUCAUUUCUUGCUGGAAAUAAAUAGCCAUAGUCACUCACAAUCACAGCAUCUGCCUCAAUGUACCCAUUCCACUCAAAGGUGCAUCAAAUGAUGUGGCAAAGGCUUUAGUUGAACCACAGAUCAUCUAGUUUAAUAUUUUCAUUUAAAAUAAAGGAAAUAACAACCCAAAGACAGGCAUUGGCAUAUAUAUAUAUAUCCAUGAAUAUAAUCUACUGGCAUAUGUAUCUUGCUUAGUGUGAGAAUGAGAAGUAAAACAUUUUCAUGGGCCUUUAAAAGUAUUGUGUGCCUUAGAAACUGUGCCUACUCUGCCUAAUGAGUAAGUCAUCCCUGCCAAGAGAAAGGAAAACACUUUUCCAAAGUCACCCAGUUUGGCAAUGGCAGAGGUAGAGGCCUGCCUCUCCUGACCUCAUUCCCUAAACCUUCCAGUCUCCCUUCCUUCUCUAAAACUAUCUGACAGGGUCCAGCUAAACAGGCAGCACACACUUAACUCUCAGUUACCCACUGUGGUUGAAACAGAAUAUGAGCAUGGACUUGUCCCAAGGGAAAAAGGAAAACAGCAAACAUCCCUGAAACUUUCUUAAGGCAGUCAUUUUUCGUCAUAGAAACAAGAAAAUAUUUUAGGAGUAAAUUCAGAGAAUCAUGAAUAGAGCUAACUAAUAUUAAGAGUGUCAACUGUUUUGAUUAAAUGAUUAAUUGGAUAUUAUAAAUGUAUUCCUUUUCUGUUUCGUACCCUAAGUUUAAAUUUACCUAAAAUUAAUUUAUCAACUUGUCAUCUUGAUUACUAAUCUAAAUCAGGGUAAUAUGAAUAGUACUUAAUGUGAAUAGGCAAUAACAUUAAGAGGCUGUCUAAAGACUGAUUUUUCGUCAUUUUAAAAUCUGGACACUAAUUCAUUCCUGUAUCCAUUCCAAAAACUGACACUUGUUCAGGGCAAGGCAAUUCUGGGGUCUAAGGGUCUAAAAAAGAGUGACAAAGAUAGGGGACUAAUGCAACUGAUGUUCUUAAGUGGCUUGAUCAAUUAAUUUUGUUUGGGGAAAAAUAGAAAGGGGGGUAGAGGAGGAUUCAGUCAAAUUUCUCACUUUUAAGAGAUGAAAUCUAGAAAAGAAAGCCCAUAAGAAUACAAUAUCAUCUGGAAUAAAUAUUGCCAAAUCCAGUUAUAAUAAGUUUCAUUUUACUGAAGGACUCACAUAGCAUGCAGAUCAUAACCCCACCUUCCACCCCCAUUAUACAUUACAAAACAGCAACAAUAGAACAACAUUGCUUCUUUAAGGAGGAAAAUGGUCUUAUUCUCUAUUUCAAAGAUUUUUUUUUUUUUAAUGUUGCCCCAUAUACGACUGAAGAUGUUCCUAAGACACUAAGUUUGAGAUUUUCUAUGUAUGCAUGCAUGGUGAAAAAAUUAAGAACAGUGAAAAAUAUAAUUUAUCUUAACAAAAAUGUCAAGGUUUUAACAAAUCUGAACACUGUAUAAGACUUCACUAGACUUAAAUGUUGGGUUUUAAAAUUUGUUCCUAGUACAUUCUCUCUCAUGCAGACAUAUUCACACUCUCACACACUUGCUCUAACAACUGAGAACAGAUUACUGAAUUAAUCUAAUUCAUUUUAUCCUCAAGGCAAAACUCCUACUCCAGCUGAAGAGCCUGCUUCAUUUCAGUUCAAAUAUUUCUUCUAUGUUCAAUAAUUUCAAGACAAACUGGAGCCAUCUUUCCAGAAUAAGAAUAAGAUGCCCAAGCUCGGUUAAAUAAUGGAGAUGAUUUUAAAAACAUGUAUGCAGUUGUGGGAGGAAAAUUCUAUAUGCUCCUUAUUCUAUCUACUUCUUUUAUAUGAAAUCCUUUUGAGCCCUAUCUUCAAGGUAGUUCCCAGCAAAUUUGAGCUCUACAGGCCUGCUUUUUGCCUAUAAUGCUAAUUAAUGAAAUUCUAGAACCUAUCUUUAAAAAUGCAAGUCUCCAUAAUUAACAAAAAAAUGGAGAUGUUUCCUUUUUCCUGCAGCUACAGAUGGAGGGAGAUCUUUCUUUGUCAUACAACUAGUUCAAAAGACCUACCUGGUAAAUUGUUAAACAGAACUUUUACAAGAAUAUCUAUCUUGUUUUCUGGUCUAAAUGGAGAUACGUGUGAAAAUUCUUAACUGUCACCAAUUGUUCUUUACUGUUUCUAUAAAUGCCCUUAGAAGUAUUUUUUAUCAAAGCUUUCCAAGUUUUUAGAAAUUACCAUGUUCUGUGAAAAAAUCUACAAAAGCAAUUCGAUUAACUGUCUUAAUUGAUAAUUUAGUAUCUAGGAAUAAGAUUGCAAUUAACUUCUCUAUAUUCCUAAACUUUAUACGUUGUUGUAAUUUUUCUCUAUCAAAUUAAUUUACUCCUCUCCCAUAUGAAUGAUGGGAAAAUAAAAGAUUAUAACCCUGCUAAAUUUAUUAUUUAACAAAUAAAUUGAUAUUCUUGACUUUAUUUAAAUUAACAGUCAAUGCUGACUAUGAAUCAAAGUGCUGGAAAAACUAAAGCAGCUUUCAUGUCCCAUCAUGCCCCACAAUACUCUAUCCUAGAUUAUAAUAUAUUCAUUUCCACAUUAUUGAUGCUAGUAAGAGAGAUAAUUAAAAUAGCUCAAUGAAAGCCACAAAAAAGUACUAAAUUUGUUUAGCCAAUAUUGUCAAGUUUCUUUUACCUACCCAAUUUUAACCAUUGACAAAAUAAGUAAGAUGAGCAAUUCCAUUUACCUGAUUAUCCUUUGAUGAAGGAUAUUAAGAAUCACUAAUAGCCAAAAAGAGGCCAUAAGAAGGGAAAGUCUCAUUAUGAAUAAUUACCUCCUGAGUAACUGAUAGUUGUUAUCAGUAUGCUACUCUCAUUCAUUACUUAAAAGUGAAAGAUCUUGCUUUUUAAAUACAAAAUAAAAACUGCAGAAAAAUAUUUAAAACUUUUUUCACAAAUAUAGGUUUCCCAUUAACCUAUGUUUUAUUUUAAGUAAAUUCAUUUCUCAUUAUUUCACAUUAUAAAAAGUAAACACACACAUAUGCAUUCACAAAUUAGAUCAUCUUUAUCAUACAUCAAUAUAUUUUAUAAAACAAAUAUUUUCUAAUAUUAAUAUAGUUAUAUGCUGAUUGCAUUGUGAAAUAGAGAAGCUCACAGUAGCUUCAUAUAGUAUAUCUCAAGAACUGACAUUUCAAAAUUAAGAAUGGUAUAUGUUCCACACGCAAAUUUUGAUGGAAAUAUUUAGCAUUAAUACAAAUAAAUGUUGUUGACAUAGCUUAAGCAUGAUAGCUUGGAAGAACAGCUGAUUCAAACUAGAUUCAUCAUUUUAAAUUAAGGAAAGACAAAUACAAUCUGAAAUGUAAACAAAAUAUUUAUAAAAUAAAUUUUCUAUGAAAUAAAGGAAAUCAUCAAUCUAUUAUUUUUAAAGUGCUAGUAACUAAAAGUUAUUGGAAAUCUUCAUAGAAUUUUCAUUGCCAAAUUUAAAUUUGUAAAUGUCCAGGUACAACACAUUGUCACUACAAUUAUAGGACCAAUAAAUUUUGGACAGUUGUUUAUACCCUUUUCAGCAUGACUUUUCAGCUGGACUUGGAGAUCCUUAAGAAAAUGGAAUAUCUUCCUUACUUCCCCAGUCCCCCUCAAAAUGAUUAUCUAGCUAAGGCAAUUUCAGCUGAUUUGGAUUUUCAUACAAUUCUUAAAUGCUAAAAUGCUAAAUGAGAACAAUUAAAGAGAUGGUUGCUUGCACAAAUAAAGGCAGACUUGUCUCUUCUGCAACAGUAGUUAAAGCACAUAACUAAAGUUGUUUUUCAUUACACUUCACUGUAAAACAUUGGAAUUCUGCACACACAUUAUUAUAUUAUAUAUUAUACCUCCUAGGGAAUCUAAUUUAUCAACAUCAGAUGCCAUUGUGUCUCUUUUCCUAAAAAAAAAGAAGUGUUUGUCCUUUUGGCCAUCAAUCUCAUCAGCUCCAGCUGUGUUUGUUUUGUCUCCGUCAUCAAGCAGAUGAUUUAUGGAUUGGAUUUUCUGGAUUUUCUUUUCAAAAAAAAAAAAAAUAAGAAAGAAAGAAAACUUUUAUCCAUAUGAUGCUUACAAAGUAAAUAAAGAAAUAGAGAUAUAAUCUACCUUAAAUAAACCUGAUAUCUGAGAAUCCUGAUUCAAGGAAAAAAUGAAUUACACUUUAAAGAUCUACCUUUACUUACCAAAAAUUCUACGUGCACUUAACAUAGCAUUCAAAUUGGGAAAAAAUUAACUCAUACAACUUUUCAUGCAUUUUGUAUGGCCACACCAGAAAUAAACGCAGGCCUGAAUAAAACAUUUGUCUGGCCUUAAAAAACGUAAGAAACGACGCAUACCUUUACUUCCUUUGAGACUGACUUUCCUAAAUACCAGAUGUGUCAUCUCUACGACAUAAGUUGGAGAAUGUAUUGUGCAAGAUUUUUUGAGAGGUAAAAAUUGAGAUAAUACUUCCUAAAACUACUUCAUAGGCUUAUGUUUUUAAAAUGACAUAUUUUCAUGUGGGUGUGGAAAAACUCUGAACUUUGAAUAAUACAUCACAGAAAAAGACCAAUAUAGGUAUUAAUCUCCUACUUCAGCUAUGUGACAGUGUGCAUUUAUGAGAAAGUUCAAAUUAGAACAUUAUAUGGGAAUGCAUUUAGGAAGUUGUACAUACAGUCACACAUAAAUACAAAAAAGCCCCUUGAAGACCAAUAUGCUUCUUCUUUAGAAUAUUCAGAAAAGAAGAAACAAACCUGAUGCGAUUUGUUUAGAGUGUUUGUUUUCUAGAUUCAUUUUUUAAAUUAAUCCAUUUUACACACAAACACACACACAAAUACACACUCACACCAAGAGAAAAUUCAGUCUAUAAAAAGAAAAAACAUACUCUAAAAAUGAAAAAACAGAGAAAGAUAGUAAUUUUAAUCAAAGGAAGACCGGUAUAAAUCUAUUAGGCUUUAAUGGUCUUUAACAAUGCCUACAUUAUUUAGAAAAAAUAAGUUGAGAAGAGAAUGAAUUACAUUCUGGCGUUGUUAAAUAUGUUCUUCAAUAAAAGGAUUCCAGGACAAUAUUUAGAGAAGAGGGUCAGGGUGAUAGAGGGGAAAGAUCUCAGGAGGCCCAAACUGGAAGGCACCUUGGAGGACGGACUACAAGCCCAGCCUUGUCAUUACAGAGAUGUGCACAAUGGAGCCCAGUGCUCUCCCAGACCAUCGCCCUCCCCCACCUCUACUCUCAUGGCUUUUAAAUGUAAUAUAAAAUGUAAUUAAAAGUAUCCCAUUCAACAUUGUAAUUAAAAGUAUCCUCUACAUCAA